This is a messenger RNA of Stereum hirsutum FP-91666 SS1, 1490 nucleotides long. RefSeq lists its product as uncharacterized. Bases 69 to 1379 code for a protein of 436 amino acids. The transcript has 4 exons. The record is from RefSeq and is a predicted model, not a curated record. NCBI's taxonomy places the organism in Eukaryota, Fungi, Basidiomycota, Agaricomycetes, Russulales, Stereaceae.
GCUACGGUCCUUCAACGUCUGACUCGAGGCCAGACGACCAUCACCACCAAGAAUCAGGAUCACCUAAAAUGGACGAAGACGUCGACAUGGACGCGCCUCAGAUCUCCACCCUUCGUGAGGAGGAGAGCCCCCCACCGUCGAACUCGACACCCAGUCGUACAGGCAGGUUUCGUGUGAAGCUUGUCGUCAACAAGCCCGAAACUGGGACGAAAUUCAUCAAGGUUGAUGGUGCGACUGGAGAGGAGGCUGCAAAUAGUGGGGAAGAGGGAGAAGUGGAGGAGAAGGAGGAGGGGGAGGAGGAGGAGGAGGAGGAAGACCAGCUCAUUGAUGACGACGAUGGCGACGCGCCUUCUGCUUCGGUGACCCCUUCGGUCACGCCUUUGCCAGUGGCUCUCACCGCUUCUCCAGCACCAGUUCCAGUCGUAGCGCCAGUCCGUGGCACUGGUCGUGGUCGAGGGCGCGGUAGGGGUCGAGGUAGGGGAAAGAGAGGCGGUGGUGUGGAUAGAUCUGCAGUACCCGUAGAGGUCGCAGACAUACAUGUUGACCCCGCUCGCUUGCCACAGCCACCCUCUACGUCUCGCGGGAGAGGUGUACCGAGGGGUACUACUGCUGCUUUACGAGCACCCCGCAAAUCUGGACCAACUAAGACCACCAUCACUAUUCCCCCUAUUGCCCCACACAUCAUUGACUAUGCGGGGGAGUUGAGCGAAGGUUAUACCGGGACUGCUCCCUCAUCUCCUGCAGCCGACGUGCAAAGCGUUGCCCCUUCCACUUCCGGACUAGCUGCUCCGGCUGCAGAGGAAAUCAAUCUGGAUUCUGCUCCUCAUCCCCGCUAUCCACUACCGAGCAAACCAUUCCAUGUGCAACCUGCACCCAAAAUCGGCACAGGUUGGGCACCCGUCCUUCCCCUCGACCGCUCUGGCAAGAAAGUUCGCCAUUGGCGCCCUGCGAAUCGAGAAAUUCGCGGAAUAGCAGGUGGUCGAUGGUUCGCUAGGUCCUGGCUAGGUGAUAAGGAGUCCGAGCUUGCCUCUGCUCAAGCCGCCGCCGCUGCCGCUGUUACCGCCCCUCAACCGCCCAUGCUGCCUUCUCUCUUCCCCGACUCCUUCUCCGCGAGCUCAGGCCCAUCCACCGUCAUGCUACCAAAGCUUCCCUCCUUGUCAUUGGCUGCUCAUCCAACACUUGCUCCUCCCGCGCCAAAGCGACGAGGUCGCCCUCCAAACAACCCAAACUCUGCAGCAUCCUCACGAGGUGUAUCCGUUGAUACCGUUGGUACGAGUACACCUGGUGUUGCUCGUGUGCCAGUGCCAAAGCCAUCCAAUCUAGGCACUGCAGAGGUCGUGAUGGAUCAGUCCCAGAAGAUUUCGGCUCCGCCUGCCUAAAUUACAUCGCUCGUAGAGUUUUGUCUUGCUUUCGUUGUUGUAGGAUCCCUCUAUCACUUGUUCAUCCGCUUUGCAUUGUCUGUAAUAAUUAUCUACGUGUGUUGUUCCCGC